Messenger RNA from Blepharisma stoltei, 678 nucleotides. NCBI's taxonomy places the organism in Eukaryota, Ciliophora, Heterotrichea, Heterotrichida, Blepharismidae. The record is from the annotation of a GenBank genome assembly.
AUGGGCUGUACCUGUCCUUUAGGGGAAGCAAGUCAUACUGGGGAAGAAACCCUUCUUCGUGAAACUGAACAGUCUUUAGGCUUCACAAAAAUUCAUUCUGGAAUAUACAACAGAAUUAUCAGUGAUAACUCCAACGGUAGCCUAAUUACAGAAGAAAAAUUAAUAGAAGCCUAUGCAUCUUUAAGCCUGAGUACUGAAUUUCUAGACAGUAAAUUGAUUCCAAGUCACUAUUUUUAUAAAUAUCUGAGGGCUGGGAAAAGGGAUUAUAAUAUAAGUACCUUGGUUUGUGCAGCUAUAUUACUAGGAGAUGCCGAAGAUGCACAAAAAAUCCAAGUUCUGUUUAAAAACUACGACCGAACUGAUGAAGAAAAAUUAGAAAACGAUGAUAUUGAUAACUUGGUUGGCGAUAUGAUAAAAGUAACUAAUGCUAUUAUAGAAGUGGCCAAAAAAAUGAACCCAAACCAAAUUUUGCUUUUAGAAAGUUACAGGAUAGUUCUUAACAGUGGGAAAGAGCAGCUGGGAAAAUACUUAAAUUUCAUUCUUUCUAAGACGAAUAAGGAAGAAAAUAUUAGUUUGGAAGGGCUGGUUGGAGCUUUUAAUGACCCGAUUCUGAGAAAAGCACUCAAUGCGAAAGGAUUAAGAGAAGUCCUGGUUCAAUCAAGCGCUAUAGGCCCUUAA